ACGGCGUAUCGACGAGCGCGGUUUCGGGAGCGCCUUGCGAGAAAAAACUACCGAAUAUAAAUCGAGAACCAGCGCUCCAGUAUCCAGUAUCCGUCCCCUUGCAGAAGACCUUUGAUUUGUGCAGUACCCUAUUUCAGUUGGUGUCCGCAUCGGGGUUUUGUUCGUACGAGCCUAUGGCAAAACUGCCAAAGUGGUCUUCGAUAGUAUUAUGUGGUAAACGAUUGAUCCGAUUUCGACACCGAAAGUGCCGUUUGGGGUUGCUUGGCUGCCAUAUGAAGCUCUGUCACUUUCUUGGAAGAAAACAGUACGAAGAAGAGCCAUGCACGUGUACGCGCACUGUCCAAACCAACAAAGUCAAGGUAGUGGACGAGAGAAUCAAUGUUUGCUUCGUCCCGAUUUUCGACGGAGGACAUUUCCGCUUGCAAGAAACGCGGGGCCUGAGUAACCAAUAAUUUUCCGUGUGUAUUAUAAGUAGUAGCGUAGUAGUCGUGUGCUGCUUUGCAGCGUGGAGGUGGAGAGCGAGAGACGAACCGUGGACUGUGAAUCGAGGUCUUGAGUGAUAUCGCUGAUCACUCCGCUUGAGGGCUAACCGGGCCAGGAUGUCUCCAACAUGUGCCGGCAUUCUAAAACUAGCCAUUGUAUUAACGGCUGGACUCCAUGGGUGCCAGUCGUUUGACCUGGUGUACUGGCAGGACAUGACACUACCUGCGUACUUCCUGAACGGCCAAAACGUCACCAAGAUCGGCCACUACCUCCCGGCAUGCGCCUCGGAGGUCACGGAGUUUCACGACAGGCAAGUCGCCACGAAAAUUCGCCUGGUGAAUCUCAACACCAGCUCGGUGCUCAUGGAGUACAAUCCCGGCGACGACCCGUUCGACUCAGUCGAGCAUGUUCGUUCCGCCACCGCCGCCACCGCCACGCCUGGGGGGACGGCGGCGACUGCGGCGGGAAGACGGCGGAGACGGCACGCACAUGCCCAGCACGUGCACCAACGCACAGCUGCCGCUGGUGCGUCGGGCCGAGGCGACACGGCCGACACGCUGACGCCGGGGCACACGGGCCUGUACCGGUGCAUCACCGACGACGAGAGAGUCUCCGCCACCACCUACCAGCUCAACGUUGUCGUGCCACCGGUGAUCGCCUCGCUUGCCAUUGUGUCAGCGCUGCACACCGCGGGCACUGAACAGGCCAUGUGCACCGUGACCGGCUUUCCCGAGCCCACCGUAACCAUGACGAUUGCCGGUUCCAGCGGCGCCCCGCUAGCUGCCGUGGUCACCCAUAGCAACCAGACGGGCGGCGUCUUCACGAAGACGUACGUGGCGCCGAUAAACGCGUCGGUGUCACCGGCCGGUGUGCCAAUCGCCGUGACGUGCUCCGUGACCACCAACACGCCGGCGUUCAACUGCUCACCAGCAAGCGAUCUUGCAUUGAUGACAGCCUGCCAGAACGCUCCCACCGAAGCAAACCGGACGACAACCGGAGUCUCCACUGCCGGAGGUGCAGCUCAGUCCCCAGCAACCACCCAAUCUCCACCAGUUGCAGGCGCAGGUCGGGCUCCAGCGCAACAAACACAUAGACCUCAACCGGAUCAGCAGCCCACUAAGGGACCUGCUCCCAGGCCUCGAACUCAACAACCACAAACACCUGCUCCCAAACCCCAACCUCAACAACCCCGAGCACCUGCUCCCAAACCUCAGCCUCCAGCUCAACAGCCGCAAAGACCUGCUCCCAGGCCUGUGCACCAGCAGAGGCCUGCGACCAGGCCAGCAGUGCAGCAAGGGCUGACAGCCACUACAUCUCCUGGUUCCAACAAGACACUACCCAUGCCAGCAAAGUCAGCCGCCUUGAACGGCACAGAAGACGGCAGUGAGACCGGUGCCAGCUCCGGCGGAAAGGUAGAUGGCACGCUGGUGAGCCUGCUGGUGAUUGCCGGUAGUUUUGUGGUCAUCAUCAUCUGCUCUGUCUGCAUUGCCACCAAGUACAAGGGAAACAAACAGCCUAAGAGUGACAGUAACCCGGUGAGCGUGUCCUCAGAACCAAAAGGAAAGGCCGUAGAACCUGAUGAUGGCACUACGACAGCGUUUCAGCGUUUCUGGGAGCACACAUCGCCUCGCCUCAAGGAGUGGGCACAGAGUUACAGCACCGAGAACGAAGUCAAGACCGACGUUGCUACCAUGACGCCAGGUUACUCGUCCUUCGCCUAGCUGCCCCCGCUCUCCCUGUAUCUAUCCAUCUCUCGUUCUCUGUCUGUAUUUCUCUGUCUGUCUGUCUGUCUGUCUGUCUGUCUGUCUUUCUGUCUGUCUCUCGAUCAUCUGGUCUGUGCCCGCCUUUGUCACUUGUCUCCCUUUUCAAUGCCUUCUCGUUAACACAAGCACGAAAAACAAAUGCUUUUUGCCAAAAUAAAUUCUAUUUUCUUCUCUACCUACAGUCCAUUUCAAAACUAUAGACGCGUGAACUCAUACGUACGAGUCGUACGUACUGUAGCGCACGA
Messenger RNA from Sycon ciliatum, 2491 nucleotides. RefSeq names its product rho family-interacting cell polarization regulator 1-like. The coding region runs from base 600 to 2204 and encodes 534 amino acids. The transcript is spliced from 9 exons. Lineage: Eukaryota; Metazoa; Porifera; Calcarea; Leucosolenida; Sycettidae. The record is from RefSeq and is a predicted model, not a curated record.